This is a messenger RNA of Lodderomyces pseudojiufengensis, 2163 nucleotides long. RefSeq names its product serine/threonine protein kinase. The record is from RefSeq and is a predicted model, not a curated record. The transcript has a single exon. Gene Ontology annotation, molecular function: ATP binding; protein serine/threonine kinase activity. Gene Ontology annotation, biological process: intracellular signal transduction; protein phosphorylation; intracellular monoatomic cation homeostasis. NCBI's taxonomy places the organism in Eukaryota, Fungi, Ascomycota, Pichiomycetes, Serinales, Debaryomycetaceae. The coding region runs from base 1 to 2163 and encodes 720 amino acids.
AUGGGUGAUACAAUAAAUAAACCACCUAGCAAAUUGUCAAGAUUAGGUAGUAAAUUGUUUGGUAAAUCUACUACUAAUGUACCGACUUUAUCAUCAAAUGAAGAAUCAACUCAGCAAGACCCAAAACAAGAUUCAUCAUCUCCUCCUCCUCAACAAGCAUCAUCUCAAAUUUCAACUUUACAACCAAAUAAUUCGAAUACUUCACAAACUAAAAACUCAUCAUUAAAUUCAUCAACCACAAAAAAUCCAACAACAAACACAAUAUCAAAUGAUGAAGAUUUCAUACUAUCACAAGUAGAAAAUGAUGAUGUAUCCGAACUUCGAGAUAUAAAGCAACCACAACCUCAAAAGGCAACUACAGAAAAUACAACAAAUCCAACGGUAAUGCGUAAUUCAAACAAUUCAUCACCAAAAUUAACGUCAACGAGAUCUCACUCACCUGUAAAUGGUAUAGCAUCAACAACAACUUCACCACUACUGAUGGCUUCAUUGGAUCAAAAAUUAAAAAGACAAAAUUCAACAUCUGUUUCACAACCUCCUCCUAAUUUAAAUGCAAUUCAAAAUUCAUCAUUUUCUUCAGGAGUAACAACUGAUAAACCUCUUUCAGGUAGACCAUCACCAUCAGUUUCAAGAUCAUCAUCUAAAAAAACUCAACAAACAAAAACACCAUCAAAUACUUCAGUUACCCCACUAACUAAAUCCAAAAAUGAAUCAACCACAUCAUUGGUUUCUCAACCUCAAGUCCCAUCAUUACCACGUUUUCUAAUGUUGGAAGAUGGAAAUCAUGAACAUCAUUUGAAAUCAGCAAAACGUCAUGAAAAACUAUCAAAUAUGUUAAAAGAUUUACUAGGUGCUAAAAAAUUAAGAGAUGGUGCUAAAAGUGCUGUACCUGACAUUUUACAAGGUGCUAUGCAAUCAUCAACUGCCCAAUUACAACAGCAACAACAACAACAGCAGCAACAACAACAACAACCUAAUCAACAACCUGGUCAAGUUAAUGCAAAACCACCUACAUUAUUUGCUGGAUUAGUGAAUCAAGUUAAAAAUCAUACAAGUCCAUAUCAUCAACCAGGAACUACUGAUGUUGUUGUUUCUGGGUCUCAACCAAAUGCAAGUGCUACUGGACCAGAUUGUAGAUCAUUUGUUGAAAAAUAUGGUAGAUGUCAAGAAGUUAUUGGUAGAGGUUCAUUUGGAGUUGUUAGAGUUUCACAUAAAAAAAUUGAAACAAAUGAUCAAUUACAACAAUUACAACAACAAGCAUUAAAUGGUGUUUCAUCUACCAAUGGAACGUCUAAUCCAUCAGCAUCACCACAAACUACAUCAACAAGUGUCAACUCAUCACAACCAAUUUCAUCAUCUUCAUCACAAGCUUUAAUACCUCAACCACAAGAAAAAUUAUAUGCAGUUAAAGAAUUUAAAAAGAAACCAUCAGAAAGUGAAAAAAAAUAUAAUAGAAGAUUAACUUCAGAAUUUUGUAUUUCAUCAUCAUUAAAACAUCCAAAUAUAAUAGAUACAUUAGAUUUAUUAAAAGAUGCAAAAGGUGAUUAUUGUGAAGUUAUGGAAUUUUGUUCAGGUGGUGAUUUAUAUACUUUAAUUAUAGCAUCUGGAAAAUUAGAAUAUGCAGAAGCUGAUUGUUUUUUUAAACAAUUAAUUAGAGGUGUAAAUUAUAUGCAUAAUAUGGGAGUUGCACAUAGAGAUUUAAAACCAGAAAAUUUAUUAUUAACUCAAUCUGGUGUUUUAAAAAUUACAGAUUUUGGAAAUUCAGAAUGUUUUAAAAUGGCUUGGGAAUCAGAAAUUCAAUUUUCAGAAGGAAUAUGUGGUUCUUCUCCUUAUAUUGCUCCAGAAGAAUUUACUCAACAAUCAUUUGAUCCAAGAUGUGUUGAUAUUUGGUCAUGUGGUGUUAUUUAUAUGGCAAUGAGAACUGGUCGUCAAUUAUGGAAAUUAGCUGAUCCAACAAAAGAUGAAUUUUUUGAAGAAUAUUUAGUUAAACGUAAAGAUGCCACGGGGUAUGAACCUAUUGAAUCUUUAAAAAGAGCAAGAUGUAGAAAUGUUAUAUAUUCAAUUUUAGAUCCAAAACCUGAAAGAAGAAUUACUGGAAAACAAAUUUUGAAUAGUGAAUGGGGUAGAGAAAUUAAAGUUUGUGAUGCUGGUGAAGGUAAAUAA